CGCGCGUGUUUGCUGCUAGCGUGCAGGUCAGUGAGGAGCUUUAAAAUACUCUCUUUCCUGCACAGACACUUCUACCUCCGAGGCUGAAGAUGAAAGAGACAGUAAUGAACCAGGAGAAAUUAGCCAAACUGCAGGCGCAAGUCCGCAUCGGUGGAAAAGGCACUGCACGCAGAAAGAAGAAGGUUGUACACAGAACUGCUACCGCAGAUGACAAGAAACUUCAGUUUUCUCUGAAAAAGUUGGGCGUCAAUAACAUCUCCGGCAUUGAGGAGCUGGUGAUGGAAAAGCACCAGUGGCAGCAGGAGAGGACGAUGAUGAUGAAGUUCCAGAUCUUGUGGAGAACUUUGAUGAGGCUUCAAAGGACGAGGCUAACUAACGUAAAAGAAGAUACAGAUGUUCAGAAUCUUCAAACUCACCUGGGCCAUGUGGGACUCCCUCUUCCCUUCUCUUUGAGCAAUUUUUUUUUCUUCUUAAGUGUGGUGUUUUUUCUCCCCCCACCCCCAAAAAAAGAAAAAAAUCGCACAGCUGUCUUCUCCCAGUGUCCAACCAAGAGUGUGAAGUGUUUAACCACACAAGGUGUUGUAGUGUGGUGUGUGCGCGCCCCCCCACCCCCCCCCACCCCCAGGGCAUUGUGCCGUCUCUCCCCAUUACUAAGACUCUCCUUUGGGGCCUAGCUGAAAUCCACAUCUGAAAAUAAACAUUUGCUAUUGAUGAGCUUAAUAAA
Molecule: messenger RNA, 724 nt
Organism: Neoarius graeffei (lesser salmon catfish)
Lineage: Eukaryota; Metazoa; Chordata; Actinopteri; Siluriformes; Ariidae
Gene: btf3
Product: basic transcription factor 3
Exons: 5
Coding region: 90-674 (194 amino acids)
Cellular component (GO): nascent polypeptide-associated complex; cytosol
Source: RefSeq, a predicted model, not a curated record